This is a messenger RNA of Ectocarpus siliculosus, 5943 nucleotides long. Lineage: Eukaryota; Phaeophyceae; Ectocarpales; Ectocarpaceae. The record is from the annotation of a GenBank genome assembly.
AUGGCACCUGUUACGGGUUCCAGGAAAUGUCGAAUCCGGGGGUGCCAGAGGAAGACCCUUUUCGUUGGUCCUGCUGACAACGACCCUGCCGCUGCCACUGCCACUGCCACAACCAUCGCCGGCGAGGCAACUCACUGCGCCGACCACUGGCCCGCUGGAUUCAGACCCCCGCCGCAGGAGACCGUCCUCCCGCAGGACGGCGGUUCCUCGCUCCAAGACGGGCAACAGGUCACCCACAGCGCCGACCACAGAGGCAGCGGCACCGGAGGGGGCAACACCUUGCUCGGAAGGCAACAGGCGGCUGCUGUGGGCAACGUCGGUGAAACCGCUGCCGGCGGGCGCGCGGGCAAGGGCAAGGGCAAGGGCAAGGGCAAGGGUAACGGGGGCAGCUCCGUCUCCGCGAGGCCUCGCCGCGCGUCCGGGUCCUUGGCUUGCCGAAUCCCGGGCUGCGGCAAGCGCGCCACCCACGGCCCCCCUGCCGAGGCCACUCGCUGCGCCGCCCACAAGGAGAAAGGGCAGAUCGACCACAAGCACCGCCUGUGCGAGAACACUACGCCCAAGCCCUGCCUAAAGCAGCCCUCCUUCGGGUGGCCGGGGGAGUCUAGGAAGAGGUUCUGCAGCGCUCACCGCCCGGCAGGCACGGUGGACCUCAGAAACUGCGAGCAGGCGGGGUGCGGGACGAGAGCGUCGCACGGGUUUGGGAAGGGCAGGGCUCGCUUCUGCGCGUUGCACAGCCCGCCGGGCACCUCUCUUGUGGCCAACAGGCCAUGCGAGAAGGAAGGUUGCACGGUAUCUCCGAGGUUCGGCGAUGUUGGAGGAAAGCCUCGCUUCUGCGCCUCGCACAAGGAAACGGGCAUGGUCAACCUCAAGGACAGGCGCUGCGAGCAGCACCCCUGCACGAUACAGCCGACGUUCGCUCUCCCCGGAGAGAAGCCCCGGUUCUGCUCGAAGCACAAGGCCGAGGACCACGUGAACGUCCGCCACAAGCUGUGCCGCCACCCGCAGUGCAAGCUGGUGCCCACCUACGGGAUGAGAGGCACCCGCGUCCCCGUGGCCUGCCUGGAGCACAGCGAGGGGGAGAUGGUGGACCUCAAGAGAGAGAGGAUGCGGAUGGCCCAAGCGAGAAAGAAGGCGCCUGCGGAGGCGGCCGCUGCAGCGGGAGCGCGAACGAUGGAGGCGCUGGUGGAGCAGGGGGCGGCGGAGCUAGCGGGAACUACGGUGGCGGGGAGAAAGCGGGCUAGGGCGAGCGGCGGCCUGGGCGGGAACCGGGAGAUCGGGCGAAAGAUCAUGGACGCGAUCUUUACAUCGUCACAGCUAGUGUUGGAAGCAGAGGGGGCAGCCGCCGCAAAUGACGAGUCGGAGUGGGAAGAAGGGUCUGCGGAGGACAAGGAAGACGAGGAGGAGGCAGAGGAGGGGGACAGAGGUCCGGGCAUGAGUUUCCACCUGCCACCGCCGAAGCUGCCGGCACCCCUCUCCGCGCCCCCGCCACCGACGCCGGCACUCUCACCUGGGGUUGUUCCUCGGACGUGUCCCGCUCCCCAAGCGGUGGGCAUGGUACCCGAUGUGGCGGCCGUAGGUUGUGCAGCUCAACCGGAGGCCGUCGCAGAAGAAGAACGGGGACAGCCGGCCGGAGAGCGGGUUGCGCUGUCCGGCUGUGCCGGCGAAGCAUCCGUCGGUGCCGGUGGUGGGGCAACGGUAACCAGCGGUCGGGAAGGCGGGAGCGGAGAUGGCGGCGGCGAGGGCAAGAGUGGAGAAGACCGUAGCACGACACGGGCAGGGGGCGAAAGGGGCAGAAGGAGGAGCAGUAGCAGAGGGGCGCAAAGCUCCUCGCCCUCCAACUCUCGCUGUCUCAUCGGUGUUAGUGCGGGAGAAGACGCGGCAACGGCAACGGUAACGUCGGUUCCGGCAGCGGCCGUUGGGGGCACUGCGAACACCCCGAGCCCGAAGAUGGGCACCAAGAAGACCAAGAAGAUGCGAGGUUCGCGAAAACGAAACAUCGACGUCGAUCCUGCGCAAAAAAAAGUCACGAUUGCGACGUGGAACGGGCACCGCGGGCGAGGCGGCCGGACGAGCACUCCGCCGGAAUCGCAGGAGGACCCGGCUCAACCUCCUCGUCGUCCUUCCUCCUUGACAUCGGGUACAACACCGCUGACGACGACGACGACUUCGACGAAGACGACAACAGCACGAGUAUCGCAGAGAGAAAGGGAUGGAGCCGGAGGGGCUGCCGGAAGGAAUCGCUACCCCACCGCUAGUGGUGGUGCUCAAGCACCACCAACUGGUAAGAUGAAGCCCCCUCUUACGCUAGAGGAGCUGUCCGAGGGUAUGCUAACGGAGGAAGCCAUCCGGGUGGCGGCGGGGAAGGCGACGACACGACAGCUACGAGACGUCUCAAGGCUCCAAAUCGUGAUCGACAGCUCGAAGGUCAGCGUUGAAAGCGUGUGGGACGCGGUGCCUAAACUCCACACCCUAACUCUUGACGGGAGUCGCCUCGAAAGCUUUCGUGACCUCGGGGUGGGCCUCAGGCACCUCAACACGCUGUCCUUGGAGUCAUCCUGCGUGGAAGAUUUGGACGGGAUCGGGGCAUUGUCUGGCCUCCGCGAGCUGCGCCUGGCGCGGAACCGGGUAUCGGACGUGACUCCCCUGGCUUGCCACGGGUGCUUGCAAGUUUUGGGCCUUGAGCGGAAUCGUGUCAGCGACAUGAAGGCGCUGGAGAUUCUGAGCUCCUUGCCUCUUCUAUACAGCCUAAACGUAAGCCAGAACCCUCUCACGGAGUCCCUGAGCAAGCUUCGCGACGGGAGAGGGAGAGGAGUGGUGCGCCAGCUCAUCCCUCAGAUAAGAGUCCUCGAUGGCAUCCAACUUUCCGGCGGGGAGAGCGGCGCGGUCGACGCCCAAACGUUGGAUGAGGCCGUCGACCUCAUCUGCCGGGACGCGUCUCGCGCUCGUGCGGCCUGGUCCGAGGAAGGCGUAACGGAGGCGGCGGCGGCGGCGGCAGCGGCAGCGGUAGGGACUGCAUCAACCGCGACGACCAUCAAGGUUGUUCAGGAAGAUCGAUGGCGACCCGACGGAGUUGGCAAAGAUGAACGCCUCCCGCUCGCCGGGUUGGAUAGUUGUUUUUCUCGAUCUUCUCGAUCACCUACAAAGCCAGGGGUGGCGACGGUGGCGGGGUUGGGCGGAGGCGGGUCCCCGAUACCACCGCAGCUGGUGCCCGAUCAAGGGGGAGGCAUGCACUGGGAUAGUGACUUGACUCAAGGGGGGCGACAGGCACUAUCUGGGAACCCAAGCUCUGCGAUUCGAAGGCACCAAUGCAGGGGAGGGGCGGGCAACGGUCGGAAUGAACACACACCAACACGGGUGCUGGAAACGUUAGACCUUGCUAAGGUCAUGGAGAAGGGAUUGAAACAGAGGCACAGCACGCAGCAAUCGGCAGACAGGGUGUCGGAGUGGCGGAGAGAAACAAACUCCGAUUCCUUCCCUCAAGAAGAAGACCCUUCGUAUGAGCCGCUCGACGAAACUGCUCCGCCUUCACCGCUAGCACUAGAAGCCUUACCUCUUUCUUCGUCGAGCGCUGUCGAGGGUGGGUUUCACCGUCGAGCGGGACUAGUCGAAGGCGGACGUAGGGAUAGCGAUAUCCUCGCAACGAAACCAACAACGACGUGGGCAUCGUUGACGACAAGUGUGGCCAACCCCCCGAAGUCACCAGCAGCAGCAGCAGCGGCAGCAGCUGUCGACGAUGGCGUGAGGCAAAAACUGUCGGCGGGGAAGGGAGGGACGCGAGCCUCGUCCGGCAGGCCGUGGACAAGUGAAGGCGAUAUCGGGGCUAGCGGCAGGGGCGGCGGGAGCGCGAGCGUCACGAAUCAAUGGCGCGCGCCACCUGGACAAGAACAACACGGGGGCGCCGUGGGCGACGAUAGAGGGGGGUCCGGAGGGAGAAGGAGGGGAGGGGAUGGGGAGCCGGAGGCGCGGCCCCAUCGGCGCCGUCGCCGCCCUCAGACGGCCAAGGAGGCUCCCGGGAAGCGAUGCAUGAAUGGAGGAGGAGGACGUUUCGACAGCGAACAAGACGAGACGUUCCGGAACUACAGGAACGCCUGCUGGCAGCCGGUGUGGGAGUCGCUCCAGACCGCACGGUUGAUCUCCUCUCCGAGGCUCUUCCAGACCACGAACAAGAGCGUGGCAGCAACAAACCCGGCAGCCGCGGCCGGCGUUGAACGGGGUGGUUCGGGAGGCGGGCCUGCAACGCAAGCUGGCGAUGGGAUGGGGCGGAAAAUUGGUAGCGUCGACUUUGGGCGGCAGAGGCGGGCGAGAGCGACGGUGAGAGCUUCCCGGGUAGGGGAUGAUGCAAACUAUCUCGACCUCGACGAGUCUGACGGAGCGAGUUCUGCCCGAGACGAAGGGGAAGGGGCCGGGAGCAGCGGCGGUGACGACGCCCAGGAGGCCGACGACAGAACCGAGAUCAAGAAAAGGGCGUCGGGUUUCUGUUCGCCUGCUUCUAAGGCGUCCGGUGGGAGCGGAAUCGCCUCUCGUUUAUCCACCGCUAGAUCCCGCGGCGUCCCGACGUCGUCUUCCUCCCCGUCGGCGGUGUUACCGGCGGAGGAGGAGGCGGCAGCAGCAUCGGCCGGGAGCACGGUUGCUCGCGAGCUGAAGAACGAGGCCACACCGCAGCAGCCAGGAGAUAAACCUGUAGAGGGCAACAGCAGUGGCCGACAACCUCCGAAGGCCCGGCGGAGAGAAGCCGCGAGUUUAGUUUCGCGCAGAUCGCUGCAAGUCAUGGACGACACGAGUAGCAGCGGCGGCGGCAGCGACAACAACAGCAGCGAGGAUGACGGAGACUGCUGCAUCAGGAGAGCUUUCAAACUGGCAGCGUCGGGCAGGAAAAAGAGCGUUCGUCACACGGAAGAUGGUCGCCGUGGGAGUUGUAGUGGUGCGGGUGUUAGUGUUGGUGCAAGCGCUGCUGUUGGGAGCGACGGCGGGGGAAGGGAUGGCGGUAGUAGUAGUAGUACUGGUGGAUUCAGCCCGUCACCAAAUAGGGUCACGUCGAUUCACGCGAGCCGUAUGCUGGGGUUCGACCUGCAGAGGUCUCUGGCGGCGAUCGAGGAGUGGACUGACAAGGCCCCGGCGGCGGCGAUUAUCGGCGGCGGCAACCACUGUGCGAACACUCCGCGCCAAGAGGCGCCGUACGACCUCAGAAAAAAUCGGCCAGCGCCGUUCUUCGUCGAGCACACCGCUUUCCCUUCCCCUUCCCCUUCCGCAAGAGGCACAGCACCCUUCUCCUCACCCCCUGUCAAAUCGAAUUUGCUUGCCGGGCGAGAAUCCGAAGGUGGUGGUGGUCUGUCGAGCACCGUGAUAUCCGAUAGCAGCAUGAUGCCACAGACAAUCGACCCCAGAGCUCGGGCGAAGGCGACGGUCGUCCCCGAUAUCAUUGCCAUUACACAGACCGACGACAGCGACGACGGGGAGGCUGUGCUAAGCGUCGCCGCGGCGAGAGCAGCGCUCGGCAUAAGCAAAGGGGUCACCGCCGCCGCCCUCACUUGCACAACCCCACGGAGCGCGCGUGCAUGGGUUGCUCCAACACCGGCCGAGAUAGACGCGCUCACCGCCGAAGGAAUCGACGGACGCGUUGGUCUCGUCCCCUCCUCCUCCGCGACUCAAGCGUGUGCCUCCAAGCGGUGCGAAUACGGGAGCAGCCAGGCAGGCUCGGCAGGGCCUUCAGCAGGCGUAGCCGUAGGAAUUUGCGACGAGGACCUCAAGGAGAUGCUCAAGAAGCAGCCCCGGAUGGUGCCGGAGCUCCGCACCAAGGAGCACUUCAGGGAGUUCUUCCAGGGCAUGGGGGCCGAGAGGAUGGAGCGACUCCUCCGAGGGGCGUACGAAGACUUGCCGCCGGACCAGGUUGACAAGAAGGUCAAGAAACGCCUCGGGCUUGUGGGCGACAAGCUGGCGUGGUGA